Molecule: messenger RNA, 6210 nt
Organism: Stegodyphus dumicola
Lineage: Eukaryota; Metazoa; Arthropoda; Arachnida; Araneae; Eresidae
Product: SAM and SH3 domain-containing protein 1-like
Molecular function (GO): protein binding
Source: RefSeq, a predicted model, not a curated record
GUUUCGAAGCUCCAGUAGUACGUGCAUUGAUAGAGAUAUCCGAGAGAAAGGCAACCAGGAAACCCAGGGCAAGAAAAAACCUGGCAUCGGGAAGUUCUUCCGACACCUGAGCAGCGCCAAAACAUCCCCUAGGCAUGGCCCGAAGUCUGGACUGUCCAAGAGUCUCUCCCAGGCCGAAAGAACAGAAAUCGAUGAUACUGCGAGUCGAGGUAAUGAGCCGGAAGAAGAGGAACAAAUGAAAAUCGUGAAAAUGGUGCAGGAGAGCUACGUCUCAACUCGUCCGCAGCAGACACAAUCGGUUAUUGCGGAAUUGGGUCGAGCGAUGUCUUGGUCUUCUCAGGGCACUAAGAAAAAAGACAAAAAUUACAUGUCCUUGUUCUUUACGGAAACUCAGCCGGUAAAUUCAAAAUCUUUUGUUUGUGAUCCCAGCAAUGAAUCUCAUGCUUGGAAUCAAGAGAUUCCAGCGUCUCAAGAUACCCCUGCUACUAGUUCGGAAGCUCCGUUGAACCACGUUCCAGCUUGCACAAGUACUACAACUAUCAAUUCCGUCACUGCCAAAGAUACUAUUACCACAUCAGCCGUCUGUGGAGGAGAUUGUGGAAAUAUUAUGUGUAGCUUGAGUCCUGCUUGUAUCGAAGAAUCUUUCGAAGAUCAGAAAAAAACGAGUUGCCCUUCACCUAGUCUGGGUUUGCCAAGUGAUGAUGCAUCUGACGAUGGUAGCUUGAGGCGAAGGACGAAGUCUGAUGGCUGUUAUUCAUCCACCUACAGAUGUAAGACAAGUAGAAGAAGUAGUCCCAGUCUGGACUCAUCCAGAGAAUUGCUGUCACCUCCUGCAUCAGAAGACGUAGACGAGAUCGAUCAGGGUCUCUGCGAUCCAAUUCGACUUCCUCACAGUGCUUCUUCAUCGACAUGGAGUGGACGUGUAAGAGACUUAAAGAGGGAAGUUAAGCAUCGUAUCUGUCGGUUACGGUCUCCUAAGAACUGCAAUUCAAACUCGGCUCCCGACGCCAGCACAGUUCUUUCGGAAGUGACAACAUCAACAGAAAGCAUCUCAAAAGAAUGCGACACUUCUCUAAAUCACCAGAGUGCAAUGUCGAGCAGCAAUCAGGGAUUCAGCAACACGGGGGAGGAGGAGCAUUUCCCUGACCCUUGCAGAGUGCUAAGCAGAGCCAGGGCACUGGUUGACUGCACCCCAAGUCCUUACGAUAAAGAUGGACUAGCUUUCAAAAAAGGAGAUAUCAUCGAUAUUCUCGCAAAAUCGAGUUCCGGAUAUUGGGUUGGCAGGUUGAGGAAUCAAGUGGGCCAUUUUAAAUUCAUCAAUGUGGAAGAAAUUCAAUAUGGCGAGAAGAAAGGCACUCAGCGCCGACUUUCAGCCUUCGAACAAAAGUCUAAUACUUCGAAGACUUUGGAAGAUCUCUUAGAAUACCUAGGUUUGGAGACUUACAUGAAUGUUCUGGUUCUCAAUGGAUAUCACAACUUGGAUACUCUGAAAGGCUUGGAAGAACAGGAUUUACUCGCCUUGGGAAUUGCGAACUCGGAUCAUCGCUUGAAGCUGCUGAAUGCUAUCGACCGUCUUGAAGAUUUAAAUCCAAGUAUUGCUGCCUCAUAUGACACUGCAGAAGGAAAUGAUUCACCCCUGCAUCAACAAAAGAUAAACAAAACUCCACCAUUUUGCACAAGACUGGAUGUUUUCUCUUCUCCAAGAAAACGCAGCGAAUCGUGUACAGUGAAUUUGCAGGAAACUUACAUGCCUCAUCUUUCAUGCUCACCUAAAGAAACAAAUCAAGAUAGUUACCACGUGACCGCUUAUGAUAGCAACGAAAUAAAUAAUCUCGACCACAGUCUGCCUCCCAUACCAUGCAACGGCAUAGAACGAACAGAAGAUGAUUCCCACAGAGAUAUCCUAAACAUUCCAUUAAGCAGAGCUGAAGAAAAGCUUUACUUUUACUCUGACUUACAAUCCAAUCAGAAAAUACAAUACUCUUAUGGACGUGGAAUUAGCGCUUAUUCAGAGCAACUGUACUUUUCGAGGGCGGGACUUGUAAUAGACACUCCUGAAAGUGAUCAUUUUCUUUCACAAAUGAACUACUUAGAAAAACUGUCCGAUUUGUCAAUAGGCGGGUCGACGUUUGGUCAUUUAAAUGGGUCAGUGUAUCCCAACAGUGGAGCAUACAUCACCAAAGAGGAGAAAUACCUAAUGGAAUCUUCUCGAAGGAAGCUAAAAGACAAAAUUCGAACAUACAGUCAAGACAUCACUCAAGGACAAGUCCGUAAUGAAUCGGAUUUUAAUGGUUACUUACUAACUGCCGAUGAUAGCUCAGAAUCUUCGAUCCAGAAUUCUUCUAGCUUUGAUUCUCAAAAUAAUGGAAAGUCACUAACACUACCUCGUAAAAAGAAAGGUUAUUUAAAUAACGAUUUGUUGAUUUUUAAGGCAUCUGAUUCCAGUGGUUAUAAAUCUGACAGAAAAAAUAAAAAAUUGCGUCGCAGGAAAGAAAGCACACAAACACUUCUUCAUUGCCCUUCCGAACCAUUCACUUUAGGAGAUUUCAUUGCCAAGAAGCUGCAAGAGGAACAAAUCGAUUUGUGUGCUGAACCCUACACUGAUAAGACUGGAUUUUGCGGAAUCCCUCCUGCACUGGUGCAGAGGUAUGCAGACGAACUUCAGCAAGACAUUUUCGACGUCGCAGAAGCAUUAGAUCGUGAAAGAGUCCACGCACUACAAAUGAGAGGAAGGCCAGCGGUUCCAAAUGACUUCCUGGCCGAUUCUUGUUGUGAACCUGUUGUCGAAGCCAAUUACAGCAGUCUCUCAAACUGGCUGAUUUCACUAGGUCUACCAAUUUAUGAGAAAUUGUUCCAAAGAAAUGGCUGUACAGAACUAUAUCAUAUGGCCGGUUUAAGCGACAGUGACUUGCACCACUAUGGGAUAGAGAAUGCGAAACAUAUCCGUCUCCUAAAAACUGCUAUUGAAGCUCUUCAUAUACAUAUUGAGCACUGUCAAUAUAUAGCAUAAUGUAACAUUUUAAUUCUUUUAAGGAACAUAAAAUUGCAUACAUUUAAAAAACAUAAUGAACAAAUACUUUCAAAUAUGCUCAAAUAAUGAAUGAUCAUCGCGAAAAUGUAUGAAAGUAAUUCUAAUAUUAAUGGAAAUGAAAAUUAUUUUAAAAAAAAAGCUCUAAAUUUUAAAAUACGUCAAAUGCCAAUGUAAUUAUUUUAGCUUCACUAACUUUAUCUAAUUGUUUGACUGAAUGAAUGCCACAGACUUCAUCAAUGCUAAUUAUUCAGUUGAGAAAUAUUUCUGGCAUAUACAUUAAAAUAAUUCAUUUUAAUGUUUUUUCACCUUUUUUAGUUUAUAAAUGAAAAAGAACUAGAUUAUGUUAGGAAUACAAUCAUGGCAAAGCCCAAAAGGGCCAUUUGUCUUGAUAUUUUGUAUAGCACCUUUCUGUUACAAAUUAUACGUUAGCAGGUAAUGAUCCAGUAGAUUUAAUCUAAAAAUCUGAAAAACUUCGUAAGAUUACAGCUUUAAUUUAAUAUCAAAGUAAAACCGAAUUUAAAGAAGGUAAAAAUACUGUGAAAAUUCAAAAAAAAAUCUUUUUUUUCGGGGGGGCAGGGAACAAAUCAAAAGCAUAUCAUUCUUAACGCAAUAUCAUAUUGCCGACAUUUAUAUGUUGAAGACUGUUUUAAAAAUUUCAUUUAAUGUUAUUUUUAUUCUUCCCAGUUAAUGCUCCUUCACCACUUUCGGUAGCGAUUAAUUUCUAAUUUUUACAGAGAACCUAUUAUCUGAACUUUAAUUUUCCAAACUGCCCAACGCCUGUUUGAAGGGUAAAUCGAAAAUAAAGAAGCCUAGAAAAAAAUUCCUAUUUUUUUAGAACAGUGGAUAAGUGCAAAAGUUUAAUUAAUCGGUUAAGUAAACACUUCAUUUCUAAAGUUUAGGUGUAGCAAUGAAAAUUCGAAAAACCUGAUCAAAUGCUAUUAAUUCUAGAUAAUGCAUCUACAUAUAUACAUAUAUACAUGCAGGUCUUUUUUAAAAUGAAUUUAUCUCAUUUUGAUUAUUCUCUAUGCCAACUAAUAUUGACAUUUUUGGCGUAGCCAACAGCUUAAAACUGAAAUUUUCAGCUUGAUAGAUAUGAUAAAAACAUUCAGCUUUAUAUAAAACAGAUUUCAACGAAACUGUUCAGCAGAAAACUCCGAUUUAUAAUUUACUAAAAAUUUCAUUUAAAUGACAUUUGCAUGGUAGCUACAGAUAUUUGGAAUUCUGUAAAAAUUUGAUUUAAAGAAGUGCCAAAGUCAAAUUUUAAGUAGAAAGAAAGCUAUGAUGAAACUUAGAAUUACAAUCCACUAAUCUGGGACAUAGAAUGCGAAAACAUAUCAACUUUUUAAAGACUUUUACUGAAAUUUUCAUAUGGUAUAUAUUGAAAACACUAUCAAUAUAUCGCACAACGCAUCAUUUUAAUUCUCUUAUGGAACAUAUAACUGCAUUCAUUUAAAAACGAUAAUAAACGAAUACUUUCGAAUAUUGUCAAAUGAUGAAUGAUUAUCGAGGAAACUUAUGAAGGUAAUUCUAAUGUUAAUGAAAAUAAAAAAAAACCUUUUAAAAAAAGUAUGAAAAGGGAUAUGAAGAGAACUGGGAAAACCAAAAUUAUUAUGGACAUGAAAUUAAUGAGUUGUUAAACAUUCAAUGCAAAUACUCCUAAAUAUAAAACCCGCGUAUGAAAGAUGUUCUUCAAAGCAAUAAGCAGCUCAAGGUUUUUACACUAAAAAUUAAAAAACCGAAUUAACUACCGAUUUUUAUAAAAAUUAUUAUACUUUUUAAAGAGGUGGAAUAAGAUAAUUACUUCGACUGAUUUUUGAAACUAUUCAGCACCAGUCGAGGUUAGUAUGCUACAAGGUUUGCUCUUCUAGAUCAAAGUCAACCAGAAUGGGGUUGUUAGCGUCCAAGACCAAGGAUUAUAUUUUAUAGAAUACGAAGGAUUAUAUAUUAAUGGUGAAGGAUUAUAUAUUACGGAACCAUUUUCUUUCUCAUCAAAAAUCUUAAAAAGCGAGCAGAAAGGAGAAAAUACAUAAUAGUUAAAAAUAGAAGAUCUAGAAACAGGCAUAUAGCUCGAAAAGGUUUUGAUAGAAAAAAUGAAAAUGAGAAUCAUAUUCUUUUGGUAACGUUUUUUAUACCUUGCAUUUUACAAUAUUUUCGGUAUUUUAUAUUUUUAUAUACAUUACAACACUAAAGCAAAAAUCGGAUGAAUAAGCGAUUAAAGAUUAAAAGGCUCCUUGGCACAACGGACCGCGUAUUAAGAAUAACCUGAGCACUUCGGCACUACAUAAAAUAACUCCACAUUAAAUAAACAAUAAUUCAAAAGCCCAGGAUCUGUAUGAUCAAUAAUUAGUUCCGUAACCGCCUUUUUGCUUGUCAUACAUCUCAAAUCGAAAUAUUCUACAUCGGAACAUGGUUAAUUUUAUACCUACUGAAUAAUUUGUAUCAGGAACAAACAAGUAUUUGAAUACCAAAGAGCAUGGUAACUCUUUAUGUUGUCAUUACUUGGCAAUGAUUACAGACUUCAGUUAACUCAACUCUGAAACGCUAAAUAUGUUAACAAAGAGAAACUAACAGAAAUUUCCUUCCAUAUGCACAAAAUAGAUUUUGUAAAUACUACGCACAGGCCAAAAAAUUCUAUUUAGUGUUUUUUGAAUUCAGAAUAACUGAUUUGUUAUUCAGAUGAGCCCAAGAGCUGGUGCAGCCACACCAGGCGGCAAAAUUAUUCAAAUUUGGGGAAGGCACUGGGACUCAAAAUUUAGGGGCAGCAAGAUUUUUUUAAUUUAGAGAGCCGCUUGGCACAGAAUUUAGGACACGUAGACACAGCACCGGGGCGCAAGAUGUCUAUAGAAAGCCUUAAAUGUAUGUGGGAAUUAUUUAUUUGGAACUCAGAUAAGUCUUCAGCAUGCGCCAGGAAAAGGCAUAAUUAUAAUAAAUCACUAAACUAAUAUAAUUCAAGCUUAACUUCGUCAGCAUGUGAUAGAAGCAAGGCAAAAUUUAACAGAACAAUAUGCCUUUAGUCGUCAAUAAUGUAUAGCUGACGCGAACUAAGUUUUAUGAUGACAGCCGCGAAUUUGAAGGUUUUCGUAAUUUUUUUUUCCCGCGAAUUUGAAGGUCGCCAACAAAAAGCAAAUUUUUCCAAUUAAUGAAAUUUGUGAAUAAAUGUGGAGAUUUGGUAAUAAAUA